Otolemur garnettii (small-eared galago) is the source of this 5628-nucleotide messenger RNA. RefSeq names its product myocyte enhancer factor 2D (gene MEF2D). The coding region runs from base 494 to 2014 and encodes 506 amino acids. Lineage: Eukaryota; Metazoa; Chordata; Mammalia; Primates; Galagidae. Gene Ontology annotation, molecular function: DNA-binding transcription factor activity, RNA polymerase II-specific; protein dimerization activity; RNA polymerase II cis-regulatory region sequence-specific DNA binding. The record is from RefSeq and is a predicted model, not a curated record. Gene Ontology annotation, biological process: positive regulation of transcription by RNA polymerase II; cell differentiation. The transcript is spliced from 11 exons.
CCCCACCCCCCCCCAGCCAAGCUAGGCUGAGCAGUGCCUACGUCGGCCUCGACUCCCGGGGGCUGGAGGAGUUACCUUUGGAUCCCGAAAGGAGGAAGGAAGCAAAAUAUCAACAACAGCCGAGGCGGCUUGGGCGCUCGGUCUCGGUCCCCAGCUUGCUCGCCGCCCGUCUGCUGGCCCCCGCUCCCACGACGGGGGCCCGGGCCCCCCGGCGCCGCCCAGGGCCAGCGCGGACGCCGGCCUCAUUUAUUAUUCUCUUCGCUCGAAGCUGCGGCUUCCAGGUGUUGAAGAUCCCCCGGACAAGGAGCAAAGGCUACCCUCUCCCUGCCCUGACACCCCCUUUUCCCCAAGCUGGGCUGGAGGCUGUGUGCAGCUGUCUUGCAGACCAUGAACUGAGCGCCAGUCCCAGACUGUUCAUGAGCACAGUGUGAGGUGUGCCGAGACCCACAGCCCGGCAAACCCCUCUGUCCAGCAUUGAGGUCCCCCGGAGAAGAUGGGGAGGAAAAAGAUUCAGAUCCAGCGAAUCACUGAUGAGCGGAACCGGCAGGUGACGUUCACCAAGCGGAAGUUUGGGCUGAUGAAGAAGGCUUAUGAGCUGAGCGUGCUGUGUGACUGCGAGAUCGCGCUCAUCAUCUUCAACCACUCCAACAAGCUGUUCCAGUAUGCGAGCACUGACAUGGACAAGGUGCUGCUCAAGUACACGGAGUACAACGAGCCGCAUGAAAGCCGCACCAAUGCCGACAUCAUCGAGACCCUGAGGAAGAAGGGCUUCAACGGCUGCGACAGCCCAGAGCCCGACGGGGAGGACUCACUGGAGCAGAGCCCCCUGCUGGAGGACAAGUACCGGCGCGCCAGCGAGGAGCUGGACGGGCUCUUCCGGCGCUAUGGGUCAGCUGUCCCAGCCCCCAACUUUGCCAUGCCUGUCACGGUGCCCGUGUCAAAUCAGAGCUCACUGCAGUUCAGCAAUCCUAGUGGCUCCCUGGUCACCCCUUCCCUGGUGACAUCAUCCCUCACAGACCCGCGGCUCCUGUCUCCCCAACAGCCAGCACUACAGAGGAACAGUGUGUCUCCCGGCCUGCCCCAGCGGCCAGCUAGUGCAGGGGCCAUGCUGGGGGGAGAGCUGACCAGUGCUAACGGCGCCUGCCCCAGCCCUGUCGGGAAUGGCUAUGUCAGUGCUCGGGCUUCCCCCGGCCUCCUCCCUGUGGCCAAUGGCAAUAGCCUAAACAAAGUCAUCCCUGCCAAGUCUCCGCCCCCACCCACCCAUAGCACCCAGCUUGGAGCCCCCAGCCGUAAGCCUGACCUGCGAGUCAUCACUUCCCAGGGAGGAAAGGGGUUAAUGCAUCACUUGAACAGUGCCCAGCGCCUGGGGGCCUCCCAGUCCACCCACUCACUCACCACCCCAGUGGUCUCCGUGGCAACGCCGAGUUUGCUCAGCCAGGGCCUCCCCUUCUCUUCCAUGCCCACUGCCUACAACACAGAUUACCAGCUGACCAGUGCAGAGCUGUCCUCUUUACCAGCCUUCAGUUCACCUGGGGGGCUGUCGCUAGGCACUGUCGCCACCUGGCAGCAGCCCCAGCAGCCCCAGCAGCCGCAGCAACCGCAGCCUCCGCCACAGCCUCAGCCUCCACCACAGCCACAGCAGCAGCCACCUCAGCAGCAGUCCCACCUGGUCCCUGUGUCUCUCAGCAACCUCAUCCCGGGCAGUCCCCUGCCCCACGUGGGUGCUGCCCUCACAGUCACUACCCACCCGCAUAUCAGCAUCAAGUCGGAACCAGUGUCUCCAAGCCGUGAGCGCAGCCCUGCGCCUCCCCCUCCAGCUGUGUUCCCAGCCGCCCGCCCUGAGCCUGGUGAUGGCCUCAGCAGUCCAGCCGGGGGCGCCUAUGAGACGGUGGAUCGGGAUGAUGGACGGGGGGACUUCGGGCCCACACUGGGUUUGCUGCGCCCGGCCCCAGAGCCUGAGGCAGAGGGCUCAGCUGUGAAGAGGAUGCGGCUUGAUACCUGGACAUUAAAGUGACGAUUCCCACUCCCCUACUCCCAGCUUCCCUGAUGAAGAGUGACAAUCUCACCGCCCACCCCCUGUCCUGGGCUCCUCCCGCUCGACCCCUCUUCCUUUCUUGUGCUCCGUGUCCUGUUGACGGUUACAUUUGUGUAUAAUUAUUAUAUUAUUAUUAUUAUUAUAUAUUUUUUAAUUUGGAUUCUCGCUUUGGAGAGGGGAUGCUCUCAUCCCCUCUUUCUACACCUCCCACCAUUUUCAUUGGCUGGGGGGCUCUCUUUUUUGCGGGAAGGGGGGGACACUUUGCACGUUGUACACAUAUGCUGCAGGAAGGGGGUGGGGCCCCGACAGGCCUUUGGGAAAAGAUGGGUGCUGAGCCCUGCCUGCGGAGCCUUCCUAUCCGUCCCCAGACAGAGGGAAAUAACCAAAAAGACUACAAACAACAACCCCCACACAAUAGACUAAACCCCAAAGUUGGCUUGCUGGUGGGUUUGUGUUUCAAGAAGAAAGAAGGCAGAGGUUCUGAAAAGUCCCUUUGCUUCUGGGCUGUUCAUGAGGCUGUACGCACAUGGGGCUGAAUACCCACACCAGCCCCCACGUGCCCCUGCAUGCCCAUGGGACAUACUCGCUGACGUUUGUGCUGCACCCCCCUGGUGUAUGGGUGCUGGCUGGGCUUUGGGCUGGGAAGGCUGCCUGAAAAUCUGAGGACAGGGCAGGGAUUUGAGGUGGGAGCCUCUCUGGAAGCACAUUUGGAGAGAAAGAGCCAUGAGAAGGGGGAUGAGGAAGGCCGGGGCUGGGCAAGGGGCAGAUUGGGGCCCCCUCCCUUCCCCAGCUUUUUCUCUAAGAUACACAGUGCAAUAGCUCCCCAUCCUUCAAUUGAUGCCAGCCCUGUACAGCUGGCCGCAACGUGCAGGGAGGAGGAAGAAAGGGACUUGGUGAGGUGGCUCAGGGCAAGAGCCGGCCUGGGGCUUUCAUGGGGUGAGUGUGGUGAGGGACGUCCUGGGGCUUGCACGCACACUGCCCAGAGGAGCAGUCCGGAUGGUCUGUGGAGGCAGGAGGUCCCAUCGCGGAGCACCUGCCUCCCAAGCUCCUCCGGGGCCUCUCCCAGCCGCCCAUCCCCUGGGCAGCCCCUCCUGCUCCCACCACUUCUCCCUGCUCUUGGCGCCCACUGUCUCUUGCUACCUCCUUGUCCUGCCACCUCCAGGCUGCACCCCACCUUCCCUCUUGGCUACUGUAAUUGUAAAUAGCGACCUUUGGAAAAUGUUAGCAGUGUAACAGUCCAGGAAACUGUUUUUUUUUUGUUGUUGUUGUAUUGAUAUGAAAUGAGAUUCUAUUUUUGUCAAAGUAUAUUGUAAUAAUAAUGACUCAAACGGCCCGUACUGUACAGAUGAGAUUCUUCUGCUGUUGUUUUUGCUCCCCCUCCCAUCCCCUGAGCCUUGCCCUUCUCUAUUGCCUCCUGGGGGGGAGGGCGGUGGGCAGGGGGCCCAGGGCAGCUGAAGCUUGGGGUCCUGAGUCCUCAGGCUGGAUCAGAGAUAAAACUGAAGGGAACAGACUCCCAGCCUGCCAUUCCCCAGUGUACCCUGCCCCCCUCCUUACCCAAGGCCAGUUCCUCUGCCCAAGGGGUGCAGUACUCCCUUGGGUUUCCUGCCAGUUGGAGGGUAAAGCCAGACAAGGCCCACUGUUGUGGCAGACAACCUUCUUUGCCCGCCUCUGUGACCCAGUCUUUUGCAGUAUUCCGACACGUGACACAAGGAAGGAACCAGUAGUAGAGGGGUGUGCAUGACCACACACAUACCUGAGUGUGUUCAUGAGGGCACCUGGUGUUUGUAUGUGCAAGCACAUGUGUGUUUGGAGGCUUGGAGCCUGUCUGGGUGUGUUUGGAAACCUGUAUGAUUGGAGCUCAGAGGCGUCUCUGUGCUGGGUGGGCUGCUGUGUGUUUACAAUGGGGAAGGUGUUCCUGCCAGCUCCACAGCCCUGGCCUCCAGCUCUCCUGUCCCCUCCACACUGACAGGUCUGAAAUGCAGCUAGUGGGGCUGGUAGCUGGCCCUUUGCAUGUCCCUACAGCCCUACAAAGACCUCUGCCUCCACACAGUUGUGUCCCCAUGGCCCCCCACACUAUGGUCCCCUAGCCCAGGCCUGCUUUCAGAGCAACAUUCAAGAUCCUCUUCCUCCCCAAAGCUUUUUCCUCAACUGAGCAGUGGUCCUUCCUCACUCACAGCUUAGCCCUGACCUGCUGACCAGACAGGGACACAGCAUGUCCAGCCUUCCCACCUCUCUUGCCGGUUCCUAGAGGGAAUUGCAGGAACUGAUGAGUCUUGAUCAAGAAGCCGGCGUGCAGCCCUGUGCAUGCAUGCAUCUCCCUGGCACCUGGCACACACUAGGCGCUCAGUAUAUACUGAAAUGGAUGAAUAGUUGAAUGAUAGGUGCUCAACAAACAUUGAAUGACUGGCCUUCCCUUCUCAGGUUCUGCCCACCUCCUGAGGCCAGGCUUGGCCCCCCGUGAGCCCAGGUGGAGCGGGCCUGCAGGUCACAGGUCACAGUACUCACCAGUUUUGCCCUCUGCCUCUUGAGGCAAGUCUGGUUUUUGAUUACCCUGUGUGGAUGUGUCUGUGUCCUUUCCUCUCUGUCUUUGGGGACGGGGUGGUCUGUGAGUGAAAAUGUGACAUUUCUGCAGUUCAGUGCCCCAAGAUUUCUCUUGGGGUCAGGGGCUCCUGGCUGGCCAGAUGAAUGGGUCCCUGGGAACCUAGACUUCAAACGGGGACUGACUUUCUUCUUCCUCUCACAAGCCAAAUUUGCCUCCACCCACUCCCUCUGAAGAACUGGGCACUUGCCAAAGUAACCACUGGAGUCAUCUGAUGCCCCUCCUAUUCCAGGUUUCCCACAGCUUUUGGGGAUGGGGUCAGGAGGACCCUCCACCUCAACAGAACGCGCCACACCCUCCCAAUAAUGCACUCAAGGCAGAGAGACUGACCCCUGACCCCACCUAACCCUCCCCACCUUGGACAGGAAGGAAGUAAUGCACCUUUUGCUGAUUAUUUAUUUGUUUGGAGAGACAAAAAUGAUGUAAAAGUGUAUCUAGAAAUAUCUAUAUCUCUCUAUAUUUUUAACUGACUCUUUGGAAUCCCUUGGGGUGGGGUGAGGGUAAAUUUAGGCUUUCAUAGAGGGGAGGAGACUUGGAGCUUGGGAACUCCUUGUCCUCCCCUCUGUUGUCCUCCCCGCCCCCUAAAGCAGUUGGUAGUAGGAAUGGGAUUACUAUGGGGGAAGUGGGGCUGGGAUAUUACAUGGAGAAUCUGGAUUCUCUCUUCUUCCCGGUUCAAAUCCCCGGCAGAGGGAGGGAGUCAGGAAGAGGAAGGGAGGGGUGGGACAGGCCAUGGAGGUGCCCCACCCCAAAACCCGACAAUCACCCACACUCCUGGGGCUCCUCCUGGGUGGUGGGGCUGGGUGAGUCCAAGUGUGGCUGUUGGUUUGUUUUUGAUAUUUCUUUUUGUGCUGUAUGGUGAUGCUUUCUUAGUAUUCUUCACAAUAAGAAAAGACAAAGUCCUCGAGAUUCUUAUGAGUUUUGUUUGAAAACUCUUUCACUAUAUUUGUUGUAAAGAGGUUUACUAUUAAAAGGAAAAGAAUACACAUUUCUGAUA